GACAACUACAAACCAAAUCUCAAGAUGAAAUUCGUUAUUGUAUUCUCUGCUCUGUUCGCCGUUGCCAUGAGCGCAGCUAUCUCCCAGGACUCAGCUCACGCUGACACCCUCCGUUAUGACAACGACAACAUCGGAGUUGAAGGAUACAAAUACGCUGUUGAGACCAGCGAUGGCAAGUCUGCCAGCGAAGAAGGAGUCUUGAGCAACCUUGGCAAGGAAGGUGAAGCUCUUGUUGUCCGUGGACAAUACAGCUACGUCGCACCCGAUGGUGUCACCUACACCGUCACCUACAUCGCUGACCAAAACGGUUUCCAACCACAAGGUGCUCAUUUGCCAGUUGGUCCCGAAAUCAAGUAAAUAAAUUGAUCUUGUGAUCAUCGCUUGAAGGAAAUGGUGCGUUUGUGUCGUUGAAGUUUUACUGAUUGAUCGUUUUUUGUCAAUUGGUUGACUCGAUAACUUACAAAUGGAUAUAGCUUUUGAAAGAAUCGAAAUAAAAA
Episyrphus balteatus (marmalade hoverfly) is the source of this 497-nucleotide messenger RNA. RefSeq names its product flexible cuticle protein 12-like. The record is from RefSeq and is a predicted model, not a curated record. Bases 25 to 357 code for a protein of 110 amino acids. NCBI's taxonomy places the organism in Eukaryota, Metazoa, Arthropoda, Insecta, Diptera, Syrphidae. The transcript is spliced from 2 exons. Gene Ontology annotation, cellular component: chitin-based extracellular matrix. Gene Ontology annotation, molecular function: structural constituent of chitin-based larval cuticle.